UUGAUACGGAAAUUAUCUUGUCCAGGAGGGAGAGAUUGCGCUUGCGGUCGUGGCGUCGCGCGUGCGGCUGCGUUCCCGACUCCACGCCCCCGCGGAGAAGCUGCGGCGCUUGCCGUGCCCACGGAUUCGCUGGGGCUAGCGGCGACGGCGACUCCUAUUCUACUCUUACGAGGCUACGAGAUGUUUGCUGUGAGGUACGGACCGAGUACAUUUGCCUUUGGAUUCGAAAGGGCUGCUGCUGCACAUCCUCGAAAGUUCGGUUCUUUAGUGGUUUGUGGUGCCAGGGGUCCGAGGCCAAGAUAUCCUCGUGUGUGGAAAACUCGCAAGAGAAUUGGAACCGUUUCCAAGUCUCAAAAGCUUGUCCAAUGUGUUAAAGGUUUGUCUAAUGUAAAGGAGGAAGUGUAUGGUGCCCUUGAUUCAUUUGUUGCAUGGGAAUUGGAGUUUCCCUUGAUAGCAGUAAAGAAGGCACUUAAGACACUAGAAUACGAAAAGGAAUGGAAACGAAUAAUUCAGGUUAUUAAAUGGAUGUUUAACAAAGGUCAAGGAAAGACAAUGGGAAGCUAUUACACGUUGUUAAAUGCUUUGAUUGAGGAUGGGCGAGUGGAGGAAGCAGAAGAGCUGUAUGGGAAAAUAUUCUCACGGUAUUUGGAGGGUUUGCCUCGUACCUUUUUCAUGAGAAUGAUAUCUCUAUAUUACAGAUUGGAAUCGUAUCAGAAGAUGUUUGAGAUCUUUGCUGAUAUGGAGGAGCUGGGUGUUAGACCUGAUGGUUCAAUUAUCAGAAUGCUUGGUGAUGUAUUUCAGAAGUUAGGGAUGAUGGACAAAUAUGUGAAACUGAAGAAGAAAUAUCCACCACCAAAAUGGGAAUAUCGAUACAUCAAAGGCAAGCGCAUCAGGUUAAAAGUCUAUCCGAAAAACGAAAUUGAGGAACCAAUGAGAGACCCAGCCACCGACGAAGUGGAAGAGGAAGAAAGCAUGGACCUAGACAGUGAAUUGGAAGAAGCUGCAAGUGCAGGCCUAGACAGGAAUGUAUUGGACGAAGCAGCUUGUGGAGACCUUGAAUUUGUGUAGACCAGAGCUUCUCUUUGGUAUUAUUCAUGCCUGCUUCAUCAAAGCAGAAAGGCGAUAUCUUGGACGUGAGGCAGGGCACUAUUGAUGCCUUUGUCUUCACAGAUCUACCAGUAAGUGUUCUGCCUUCCCACCACGUGCAGAUGUGCUGCAUCUGUGUGCGAUGUGAUUAAUAUGUUUCUUGAACUGGUUGGUCAUUAUCGUCGUAGCCGACUACAUGAUAUGCUGUCCCUAGAAGCGAAGAUUCCGCGUGCAUGGACAUGGCCGACGGCCAUUGGCCUUAUCGUUCAUCCAUUUCAUCUUACAGGGAGGGAGGAAGAACAUGUUGACACUUGACAGUCGACAGAAACGUGCCGUAGUAUUAUUGUAGCACUACAGUUAUUAGUAUCUCGUACACUAUCUAUUGGAGGGCUCCUUUGGAACUAAGAAACUUUACAGGAAUUUUGUAGGGUGUGAAUCCUCUGGAAAAAUUUCCUAUAUGCUUCUUUAGAAUUCCUUUGGAAAAAUGAGCCCUUUAGAAUUCCUAUGAAAUGACCUAAAGCAUAGGAAUUUGGAGGAAAUUUACCAUGAGCUCUUCUAGAAAAUGUCCUUUGUGUCACUCUUUCCAAAUUACCGUAUGAUUUUCCUGUAAAACAACCAAACAACGUGAUUGAGCAAUUCAUGUAUUUUGGCAUUCUAUUUUUUCUAUAGGAUCAAGUUGG
Oryza brachyantha (malo sina) is the source of this 1766-nucleotide messenger RNA. Its product is annotated as pentatricopeptide repeat-containing protein At4g21190. The transcript is spliced from 7 exons. Bases 181 to 1068 code for a protein of 295 amino acids. Lineage: Eukaryota; Viridiplantae; Streptophyta; Magnoliopsida; Poales; Poaceae. The record is from RefSeq and is a predicted model, not a curated record. Gene Ontology annotation, molecular function: protein binding.